This is a messenger RNA of Marasmius oreades (fairy-ring Marasmius), 399 nucleotides long. RefSeq lists its product as uncharacterized. The record is from RefSeq and is a predicted model, not a curated record. Bases 1 to 399 code for a protein of 132 amino acids. Lineage: Eukaryota; Fungi; Basidiomycota; Agaricomycetes; Agaricales; Marasmiaceae. The transcript is spliced from 3 exons.
AUGUCAGUAAAAAGGACCGCCCUUGUAGAUUUGGAGAACGGCAUCAAGAAACGUUCUCGAACUUUUCAAGAAGGUGUCCCCGAGAGUGAAAAGGCUCAGGCUGAACUGAUCUCAGUGCCAAUCAAAAAGGAAGAUGCGAAGGAAUCUUGGCCGCCAGUCCGAUCCAGAAUGAAGCGGGAGAGUUAUGAAACACCGGUGUCUGUACUAAAAGCCAGAUCUGAUGUUUGGGCUCUGCCCUUGCAUCUCAAAAGCGACAAAGACAGGAAGAUGUGCCUUGCUGGUGACGAAGACAAGAAGAUUACGGAGUUAUCCACACACGUUAUUCACCUUCAGAAAGAACAAGACAAACUAGCGAGAAUCAACAUUAGGCUGGAAAUGGAGAACACACAAUUGAAAUGA